Molecule: messenger RNA, 1485 nt
Organism: Rhagoletis zephyria (snowberry fruit fly)
Lineage: Eukaryota; Metazoa; Arthropoda; Insecta; Diptera; Tephritidae
Source: RefSeq, a predicted model, not a curated record
AUGACCGACCUCAGCACGGGCAUCAUCAAGGGCCAACCGGGCGACCUGACGCUCCUCAAGCCGACCGUCAUCCCCGGCGUCCCUCUGGUCCUGGAGCGCAUUCGCAAGACCAUCUUUGAGAAGCUGAGCAAGCGCUCUCCGGUGCUCCACUACCUCGCCCUGUGGCUCGUCGACUACAAGACCUUCUGGCUGGAGAACGGCUACCAGACGCCGGUCUUUGACUGGCUGGUGAGCACCAAGUUUCGCGCCGUCUUCGGCGGCAACGUCGAGUACAUGCUGAUUGGCGGGGCGCAACUGAGUCCGGACACGCAGCGCAUCAUGCGCGCCCUGCUCAAUGUUCAGAUUUUGAUUACCUUCUGGCUGGAGAACGGCUACCAGACGCCGGUCUUUGACUGGCUGGUGAGCACCAAGUUUCGCGCCGUCUUCGGCGGCAACGUCGAGUACAUGCUGAUUGGCGGGGCGCAACUGAGUCCGGACACGCAGCGCAUCAUGCGCGCCCUGCUUAAUGUUCAGAUUUUGAUUUUUCGCGCCGUCUUCGGAGGCAACGUCGAGUACAUGCUGAUUGGCGGGGCGCAACUGAGUCCGGACACGCAGCGCAUCAUGCGCGCCCUGCUCAAUGUUCAGAUUUUGAUUGGCUACGGCUCCACCGAGACCUGCGGCGCCAACAUGGUCAUGGACCUGGAGGACCUGAGCAUCGGCUGGACCGGUGCCCCGCUCUUCGGCAUCAAAAUUCGCCUCGUCGACUGGCCCGAGGGCGGCUACACGCACGCCGAUAAGCCCUAUCCGCGCGGUGAGCUGCACGUCGGCGGCCAGGCCGUCUCCCCGGGCUACUUUGAGCAGGAGGAGCAGACGAAGGAGGCCUUCUACCGCGACGAGAAGGGCGUCCAGUGGUUCCGCACGGGCGACAUUGUGGAGGUGAACGCCGCCGGCCUGGUGCACAUCAUCGACCGCCGCAAGGACCUGGUGAAGAUGCAGCACGGCGAGUACAUCUCACUCGGAAAGAUUGAAUCCGAGCUCAAAAACUGCCUGAUCGUGGACAACGUCUGCGUGCACGCCGACUCGAAGCACCCCUUCGUCGUCGCCCUGAUCAUGCCCAACUGGAAGGUGGUGAAGGGCCUGGCCGCCGUCUACCUCGCCGAGCAGGAGGAGAAGGCCAAGGGCGGCUCGUCGCCCAGCGGCGGAUCCGCCCCCAACGCCGAAACUCGCAGCAUGAUCGUCCGCACCGCCAGCCAGAUGGAGCCGGACACGGUGGAGAAGGUGCGCACUGAGCCGGCCUUCGUCGCCAAGGUGCUCGCCGAGCUGCAGGACUUCUGCCGGAAGGAGACGACGCUGAGUCGCCUGGAGACGCCGGCGCGCAUCUACCUCUGCAAGGAGGAGUGGAGUCCCGCCAAUGAGCUGCUCACGGCGGCGCUCAAGAUUAAGCGCUUCCAGAUUCUCCACUUUUACGCCGACCAGGUGGCCGCCAUGUACGCCUCGGCCGAGUAA